This is a messenger RNA of Chara braunii, 1049 nucleotides long. NCBI's taxonomy places the organism in Eukaryota, Viridiplantae, Streptophyta, Charophyceae, Charales, Characeae. The record is from the annotation of a GenBank genome assembly.
GCGACACCGGAAGAGCAGCACAAGGAGUUUCUCACCAAACUCAUGACCCGGUUUUACACUUGUAACCACCUGGAGUCCAAUCUGGCGAAUCUCCGACGGGCGGUGCGGAACCACAAGGAUCUGCACGAGGAUGCUACACGGGCACUUGAUUCCCGUGUACAGGACUUGGAGCAAGUUGCACCACGGUCAGAUGUUGGAGAGUCCAGCAGUGCACCCUCUACCCGCCAAUUGGAGGAACGAGGUUACCACGUAGUCGCAAUGCUCGGCGACAUCAGCACCUUCGCUGCACCAGCCACCAUCAGCAAGCAGCUGGACACCUUGAAGACCGAGGUUCAGCAACUGCACCAGCUGCCCAACAAGGAUGGCAACACCAGUGCGCGGCACUACAAGAUGCCGAUAUUCCGCACCGAAAAGUUCGAUGAUUAUACGCAUCAAGACCCGGUCCCCUGGUGGGAAGGCUUUACGACGGAACUUCGGAUUCUUUUUGUCCCUGAGCACUCGUACACCGGCGCGUUGUUCCUCAACUCAAAGGGCGGAUGCCAGAUCUGGCUCAGCCACCUGGCAACCAUCCACAACGUCCAAGUCGCCGAUCUACAUAAGAAGAUCUCUUGGGACGAGUUGACGAGGUUAUGGAAGAAGCGGUUCAUCGUGGACGACGCCCCAACGCUCGCCAUGGACCGCCUCUUCAGCAUGACUCAAGGCAAUACACCAACACGUGACUGGCUCACGGAAUGGCCAAAGAUCGUGGCAACGCCCGAUCUCGAGUUGCCAUUUUUGCAUUUGCGUUGGGAGUUCUACAACCGGUCAUGUGCCGCCUUGAGCCUCGCACUUGGUGAUCCUGAGCAAUACACGACCUGCGCCGAAAUCAUCAGUAAGGCAAGGGAGAUCAUCAAGACCAACAAGGCAGCUGCACACGAGAAGUCAGCGUGGCAGCCAACCUAUGUGGAGAAAGGAAAAUUUGGUCCGCGUCCGCAGCAUGUCGCUGCAGUCCCAAGCAUCACGUGAGGGAGAUCAGGUGGCCGUUGUCCAGCCGCAAAGCAACAACAACU